AUGACACAACGCAAAGGCGAGAAACCCACCAUCAGCAUCCAGGAGCACAUGGCCAUUGAUGUGUGCCCUGGCCCCAUCCAGCCCAUCAAGCAGAUUUCUGACUACUUCCCCCGUUACCCACGGGGCCUCCCCCCUGCUGCGCCCCACGCCGGGUCCCUGCGCUCUGCCCUCUCCACCUCCUCGGCCGCCGCCACUCCCGAAAGUGACCGCCCCAAUGAGGACAACCCAGACCGGGCUUGUGCCGGAGCCUCCGCCUCCUUACAGGCCGGCAGGAGGGACGAGGAGCCUGAUGUGGAGGGAUACGACUCAGAUGACUCAACCACACUGGGGACCUUGGAAUUCAGUUUGCAUUAUGACCAGGAGAACAAUGCGCUGCACUGCACCAUUAACAAAGCCAAGGGGCUCAAGCCGAUGGACCACAAUGGGCUGUCAGACCCGUAUGUCAAGUUGCACUUACUGCCCGGCGCCAGCAAGGCCAAUAAACUUAGAACCAAGACCCUGCACAACACACUCAACCCUGUCUGGAGCGAGACCCUGACCUACUACGGCAUCACUGAUGAGGAUAUGGUCCGCAAAACACUCAGGAUUUCAGUGUGUGAUGAGGACAAAUUCCGCCACAACGAGUUCAUCGGGGAAACGCGAAUCCCCCUCAAGAAGCUGAAGCCCAACCAAAUCAAAAACUUCAACAACUGCCUGGAGAAACAGUUACCUGUCAACAAGACAGAAGACAAGUCCCUGGAGGAACGAGGACGCAUCAUGAUUUCUCUGAAGUACAACACCACGAAGUCUUGCCUGGUGGUGGGCAUCAUACGCUGCGCUCACCUCGCCGCCAUGGACGCCAACGGCUUCUCUGACCCCUACGUCAAAACGUACCUGAAGCCUGACGAGAACAAAAAGUCAAAGCACAAGACUGCUGUGAAAAAGAAGACGCUCAAUCCCGAGUUCAACGAGGAGUUCUGUUAUGACAUUAAAUAUGCAGACCUCACCAAAAAGACCUUGGAGGUGACUGUGUGGGACUACGACAUCGGCAAGUCCAACGAUUUCAUAGGUGGCGUAUCUCUGGGUAUCAAUGCAAACGGAGAGAGGCUCAAACACUGGUUUGACUGCCUCAAAAACAAGGACAAGAAAAUUGAGCGCUGGCACACGUUGACCAAUGAAUUACCUGGUUCUUUAAAUGACUGA
Molecule: messenger RNA, 1182 nt
Organism: Seriola dumerili (greater amberjack)
Lineage: Eukaryota; Metazoa; Chordata; Actinopteri; Carangiformes; Carangidae
Gene: doc2b
Product: double C2 domain beta
Exons: 9
Coding region: 1-1182 (393 amino acids)
Cellular component (GO): membrane
Source: RefSeq, a predicted model, not a curated record